Molecule: messenger RNA, 630 nt
Organism: Symphalangus syndactylus (siamang)
Lineage: Eukaryota; Metazoa; Chordata; Mammalia; Primates; Hylobatidae
Gene: UTS2
Product: urotensin 2
Biological process (GO): regulation of blood pressure; blood vessel diameter maintenance
Cellular component (GO): extracellular region
Molecular function (GO): hormone activity
Source: RefSeq, a predicted model, not a curated record
GGAAUGGCAGCCCCAAACACAACAUGACAACUCAUCUACUCACUCAUGAAAGAUUAAAAAAUGGAAACCAACGUAUUUCAUCUUAUGCUCUGCGUCACUUCUGCUCGGACUCAUAAAUCCAUGUCUCUUUGCUUUGGCCACUUCAAUUCAUAUCCAAGCCUUUCUUUAAUUCAUGAUUUAUUGCUGGAAAUAUCCUUUCAACUCUCAGCACCUCAUGAAGAUGCGCGCUUAACUCCGGAGGAGCUAGAAAGACCUUCCCUUCUACAGAUACUGCCAGAGAUGCUGGGUGCAGAAAGAAGGGGUGUUCUCAGGAACGCAGACUCAAGUACCAACAUUUUUAACCCAAGAGGAAAUUUGAGAAAGUUUCAGGAUUUCUCUGGACAAGAUCCCAACAUUUUACUGAGUCAUCUUUUGGCCAGAACCUGGAAACCAUACAAGAAACGUGAGACUCCUGAUUGCUUCUGGAAAUACUGUGUCUGAAGUGAAAUGAGCAUCUGUUAGCUCAGAAACACCCACCUUAGAACAUGAAAAAUAACACAAUGCCUGAUUUGAAAACAGCGUGGAGAAAAACUAGGCAAACUACACCCUGUUCAUUAUUACCUGGAAAAUAAGUCUUCUACGUUUUGCACA